CUUAGAACAAGUUCAUUUUGCGAGGGUACAGUCAGCUGGUUCAAACUUCAAGACGGUUAGGUUGUUCCCCUGGCAUUCGUCUAAACACAGUAACGAUGUCGUCUUGUACUACAACUACUUUAAUUUUUAUCAUGGAUAUACUUUCUUUACGUUUCUGUGUUAUCUAUUAGUUAACGUGAAUGAAGAAUUUGUUAUUAACAAUCAUGGAUCUAUUUUGUUGUGAAUCGAACUUCAGCUCAACGAUUCGUGCUUAUGAUGAUCCUGUAUUAUUAAAAGAUGAUCGAGUUUUGCAUAAUUUGUUAUUAACAGAAGAAAGGUACAUUGUUUCCUCUUCAUAUUUUAAAUGUGUUCAACGUGAACUCAAACCGUACAUGAGAAAAGUUGUGGCAUCUUGGAUGUUAGAGGUAUGCGAAGAAGAGCAUUGUGAAGAAGAAGUAUUGCCUUUAGCAAUGAACUGUAUGGACAGAUUUUUAUCAAUAGUUAAUAUACGGAAGUCUCAGUUGCAACUAUUAGGUGCUGUCUGUCUGUUGAUAUCAUCGAAACUUCGUCAAAGUAAACCAUUAACUGCCGAAAAACUUUGUGCAUAUACAGACAAUUCCGUUACUUUAACAGAACUGUGGGAAUGGGAAAUGCUGGUUUUAGGCAGGCUUAAGUGGGAUCUAGCUGCAGUAACACCUAACGAUUUCCUCGAUUACAUCAUACAACGACUGCCAUUAGCAAAAGCAAAUCAUGUAAUUAAAAGGCACGCUCAAACUUUCAUCACACUAUGUGCCACAGAUUUUAAAUUUACAAUGUAUCCGCCAUCAAUGAUAGCAGCUGCCAGUAUUGCUUCUGCCAUCCAGGGUUUGAUGUGGUUAGAGAAGAGCUGGGCAUCUCAGACAGAGUUACUUAAUCAUCUGCAUCAAAUUACAGGCAUUGAAGUUGAUUGUCUUCACGAAUGUUUAGAACAAAUCGAAGAAAUGUUAUCUAGCCACGUGAAUGCAGCUCAUCUUUCUACAAAUUCGAAACUAGCAGAAACGGAACAAGGUCAGCCAGAAACACCAACCGAUGUUCAAGAUGUACAGUUUUAGUUUAAUUUUUCCUCGCAAACAAUUGAACAUAUGUGAGAAAAUAUAAAAAAAAAGCUUCCUAGUCAUCAUUUAUUUUAGUUUAAACAAUAUAUAUAUAUAGCGAUUAUACAAUGCUUAGGCCAUAUAUUUUACUGUAUUGUGACUGUGCCUUACGUGUUGCAAAGGUCUAAGUUACUUUGGUAAAGGAAGAAUAAGAAGAAUAACUUCAAUUCUGCUUAUUCACGUGAAUAAUAACAAUAAGAACUUGGUUUCUUCCACAAAUUUGAGAAGGAAUAAAAAAAUAUAAUUCGUUAUUCUAGAAUUUUUUGUACAUAAAAAAACUCAUUCGACUCAGGAAUCAUACCUCGUUCGUCUCAUUUACCUCAUAAUCAUUUUUUUUAUUAUGUACUUAAAUUGAGAAUUGUUGUAUACUUUUUUUCUUUUGAUAUCGUUAUCUGUCCAUAUAAAUAAAAUUUUAAAACUGCA
Molecule: messenger RNA, 1535 nt
Organism: Centruroides sculpturatus (bark scorpion)
Lineage: Eukaryota; Metazoa; Arthropoda; Arachnida; Scorpiones; Buthidae
Product: G1/S-specific cyclin-D2-like
Exons: 5
Coding region: 180-1070 (296 amino acids)
Biological process (GO): mitotic cell cycle phase transition; regulation of cyclin-dependent protein serine/threonine kinase activity; positive regulation of G1/S transition of mitotic cell cycle
Cellular component (GO): nucleus; cyclin-dependent protein kinase holoenzyme complex; cytoplasm
Molecular function (GO): cyclin-dependent protein serine/threonine kinase regulator activity
Source: RefSeq, a predicted model, not a curated record